Molecule: messenger RNA, 2830 nt
Organism: Cricetulus griseus (Chinese hamster)
Lineage: Eukaryota; Metazoa; Chordata; Mammalia; Rodentia; Cricetidae
Source: RefSeq, a predicted model, not a curated record
GUCCUAGCUCCCUACUAUUUUUAAUACAAAUAUGUAUUUCAGUGAAGACCUGUUGUGGGCUGGGCUGUUGAACGCUAGGAAGGCAUUCUGUGGAGGGUGAAGAGACAGUGGAGAUUCUGAGUGCAGCGGGAAGCCUUUAGUGGGUGUGUCCCAGUUGGCCUGCAGUUGUGUGGGGGCCCAGUGACCACCCUCACUGCCCUUAGCGCUCUCACCAGCUCAGUUUUGCCCCCAAAGUUCCAUUUUAAAGUUGGUCCUAAAGUUUUACUAUCUUUGCAUUUAGUUAUGGAUUAGUCCCUAAUUUUUACUGGACCAUAACACAGCCCUAUGAGCUCUUCCAUCACUACCCCCAGGGCUUGUAGAUAGGACCAGAACCCCUCAUCCAUACUGCUCUGAAAGUCUCUGCCCACAGGUCUGGGGCUACAAUCCCCCAGGGAAUUCUCUCCCCCCAGCGGGAAGUCCCAGUGGCAAGCCUGGGUUGAGCAGCUGGAAGGUCUGUGGCCCUGCCUCCCCAGACAUCAGUGGGGCGGGACUCAAUUCCGGGGGCGACACGUCCUAGGAGAGCUAGACGGAAGCACUGGGACUGACACGUGGACUUGGGCGGUGCUGCCCGGUGGGUUGGCCUAGGCCUGAGGUGGGAGGGCACGGUACUGGGACUCAACGGUGCCCAUGCCAUCCCAGCGCUCCAGCCUGAUGCACCCAACUACAGAGGAGACCCGCAAGACCCCAUUUGCUGCAGCUGAGGAUACACAAUGGUCCAGGCCUGAGUGCCAAGCAUGGACAGGGAUGCUUCUCCUGGGCACCUGCCUGCUGUACUGUGCUCGAGUCACCAUGCCUGUCUGCACUGUUGCCAUGAGCCAGGACUUCGGCUGGAACAAGAAGGAGGCUGGUAUCGUGCUCAGCAGCUUCUUCUGGGGCUACUGCCUGACUCAGGUGGUGGGCGGCCACCUUGGGGAUCGCCUCGGAGGUGAGAAGGUCAUCUUGCUCUCAGCCUCCACCUGGGGCUUCAUUACUGUCGUCACGCCACUGCUCGUCCACCUUGGCAGUGGCCACCUGGCCUUCAUGACAUUCUCUCGAAUCCUCAUGGGUCUGCUCCAAGGUGUUUACUUCCCAGCCCUGACCAGUCUGCUGUCUCAGAGAGUGCAGGAGAGUGAAAGAGCCUUUACCUACAGCACUGUGGGCGCUGGCUCCCAGUUCGGGACCCUGGUGACUGGGGGUGUAGGCUCGGUGCUCCUGGACUGGUGUGGCUGGCAGAGUGUCUUCUACUUCUCCGGGGGCCUCACCUUGCUCUGGGUAUACUACGUGUACAGGUAUCUGCUGAACGAGAAAGACCUUGUUCUGGCCCUUGGUGUCCUGGCACAAGGCCUGCCUAUGGCCAGGCCCUCCAAAGUGCCCUGGAGACAACUCUUCCGGAAGCCCUCUGUCUGGGCAGCCGUCUUCUCUCAGCUGUCUUCGGCUUGCUCCUUCUUCAUUCUACUCUCCUGGCUGCCCACCUUCUUCAAGGAGACCUUCCCCUACUCCAAGGGCUGGAUCUUCAAUGUAGUGCCCUGGCUGCUGGCAAUUCCCGCCAGCCUGUUCAGUGGCUUCCUCUCUGAUCGCCUCAUCAGUCAGGGUUACAGAGUGAUUGCAGUGCGUAAGUUCAUGCAGGUGAUGGGCCUUGGUCUGUCAAGCAUUUUUGCCCUGUGUCUGGGUCAUACCACAAGCUUCCUCAAGGCUAUGAUCUUUGCGUCAGCUUCCAUUGGCUUCCAGACCUUCAACCACAGUGGUAUUUCAGUCAACAUUCAGGACCUGGCCCCAUCCUGUGCUGGUUUUCUGUUUGGUGUGGCCAACACUGCAGGGGCCUUGGCAGGUGUGAUAGGCGUGUGUCUAAGUGGCUACCUGAUUGAGGCCACUGGUUCCUGGACGUGUAUUUUCAACCUGGUGGCCAUCAUCAGCAACCUGGGACUGGGUACCUUUCUCGUGUUUGGGAAGGCCCAGAGGGUGGACCUGGCCCCUACUCAUGAGGACCUGUAGCUGUCUACCUAUCUAGUCCCACCCAGGACCCUGAUGUCAACAGCCUAAGGACAACAGCUGUGUUGGUGAAAUCCUGAAUUUGCACCUCACAUGUAUGAGCACAGUCUCCUGGAGAGAUAGGUGGAGACAGACACCCGAACCCACACAGGCCCAUGUCAGGAGUAGGGUCAUGGCCUCUCUGAGCUUCGGUGUCCCCAUCUUCAAGUCAGGACCAUCUGGCCCUCCUCUCAGACUCAGUGGGACUGCUCCCUGCUGUUGUGGAAUCUGCAUUGCUGAUGGGAGUUCUCCACAGUUCCAGUCCACGUGGGUUGUUUCUACAAUAAGUUUUUUCUGUGUUAAAGAUGUUCUGUGUACUGGAAGAUGUUCAGGAGCAGCUCUGUCACCUGCCAACUCCAGGCAUCUUCCAACCUCCAUCUCUCCAGUAGUGAUAACCCAAGAUGUCUAUAGACAUUCAACCAUGUCCCCAUGGUAAGACAGGCCCACAAGAACCACAGUGCUAGAGAAGCCAUGGCUUCUGCAUCUCCCCAGAAGUCAGGCUGGCACUCUAGCUGGACCAGUGUGCAGUGGCAAGAGGUCCUUGCCUGCCUCUGCAGACCCUCCACAGCCCCGGGUUCUCUUCCUGUGGAUCCCUCUUCACUACUGAUGUGUCCUGGGUAGGAAGGUGCCUGGAACUCCUUGGACUCUGCCUGGAUGGACACUCCAGCUAUCACAGACCCCAGAACAUGGUGAAACCUCCCCCUGAUUUCUGACCUUGUUUUUCUACCUCCCCUUUUGUACUUUGUGGAGCUGGUGGUUUUAUGAACUGAUAAUGAAUUCUCUA